GAAGCCUCCGUCACUGCUCUGCUUCCAACCAGACCCCAAGAAACACACCUAGGGACACUAAAAAACCCCAUCCCCAGCCUCCCUCCGUCACUGCUAGCAGUCUGUUUUGCUCGUGUACCUCUGCUCUUCAGUGACCAGCCCAAGAAAGACAUCUAGACACAACAAAAAAACCUCCAUCCCCAGCCGGACACUUCUCUCCGGUCCCCAACCAUUCUCCAAUUUUCCCGCUAGUGCAGGGGACUCCAAUAUUGAACAUAUCCUUCGAGUUUUCUCAAUUUCUUUCCUUUUUUUUUUAUUGGGUUUAUUACAAGUAAGGUGAAAAAAUGUCGAUGAGGAAUCUGUUAAACGUCGAUUUAAAGGACUUCGAAAUCCCGGCAAAACACCCGUCCGAGGAAGCUCAGAAAAACUGGAGAAAUCUCGUCACUCUGGUCAGAAACAAACGACGCCGGUUUAGAUACGGUCCCAACUUCGAGAAACGCACUGAAGCCAAAGAACGAAUAGAAAAGCUCAGAGAAAAGAUACGGGUUGGUUUUGUGGCUUAUAGGGCAGCACUCAUAUUUAUUGACGCUGCUGAACAUGCAAAAGACAAGUUACCUCCAAAGAGAGAGGAAGACACCGUUGAUGAAAAUCUAGAAGCAGAACUCCAAAAGAACCUAUCAGAAGACGCUAGAGUUGCAGGAUUUCAAAUUCACCCUGAUGUACUUGCAACCAUUGUUGGUGCAUUUGAGAUCAAGACCUUGAGAAAACUAAAAGGAGUUGAAGGACUUGCAAUAAGAUUAAAUGUGUCUUUGAGUGAAGGCGUGAAAUCAAAUGACAUUCCUCUCAGACAAAAGGUAUAUGGGUCCAACACUUACACUGAGAAACCUUCGAAAAGCUUUUGGAUGUUCGUGUGGGAGGCUUUGCAUGACUUAACACUUGUCAUCCUUAUGGUUUGUGCUGUGGUCUCCAUAGGUGUUGGACUUGCGACCGAGGGGUGGCCAAAAGGCAUGUAUGAUGGUCUAGGAAUUAUACUUAGUAUCCUUUUAGUUGUUAUUGUCACGGCUAUGAGUGACUACAAGCAAUCUUUGCAGUUCAAAGAUUUGGACAGAGAAAAGAAAAAGAUAUUUAUUCAGGUAACUAGAGAUGGAUCUAGGCAGAAAGUUUCCAUUUAUGACUUGGUUGUUGGUGAUGUUGCUCAUUUAUCCAUUGGAGACCAAGUUCCAGCUGAUGGAGUUUUCGUGUCAGGAUAUAGCUUGUUGAUUGAUCAGUCAAGCUUGUCUGGUGAGAGUGUACCUAUAAACGUACAUGAAAAAAGACCUUUUCUUUUGGCGGGAACCAAAGUACAAGAUGGGUCAGGAAAGAUGCUUGUGUGUACUGUUGGCAUGAGAACUGAGUGGGGUAAGUUGAUGGAAACUUUGAAUGAAAGUGGAGAAGAUGAGACCCCAUUACAGGUGAAGUUGAAUGGUGUUGCCACAAUUAUAGGUAAAAUAGGACUCGGAUUUGCUGUGGUAACUUUUUUGGUGUUGCUAGUCAGAUUUCUGGUGGAGAAAGGAAUUCACCACGAAUUCACGAAAUGGUACUCUAGUGAUGCCCUGACACUUUUAAAUUAUUUCGCAACAGCAGUAACUAUUAUUGUUGUUGCAGUUCCAGAAGGGCUACCCCUAGCUGUAACGUUGAGUCUUGCAUUUGCAAUGAAGAAGUUGAUGGAUGACAAGGCGCUAGUGAGACAUCUUUCUGCAUGUGAAACAAUGGGUUCUGCUACUUGCAUUUGCACAGAUAAAACUGGCACGUUAACAACAAACCAUAUGGUUGUUAAUAAGUUGUGGACAUUUGGUAAAGAUAAAGAGAUACAAACAAAUGGACAGAUAGCUGCUAUCAACUCACGGAUAUCUGGGCAUGCAUUAACUAUUCUUUUGCAGGCAAUAUUUUAUAAUACAAGUGCUGAAGUAGUAACCGAUAAAAAUAAAAAGAAAUCUAUCUUGGGUACGCCCACGGAGUCAGCAAUAUUAGAAUAUGGAGUGCGCUUGGGUGGUGAUUUUGAUGAUCAACGGCGAGAUUCCAAGUUCUUGAAAGUUGAACCUUUCAAUUCAGAAAAGAAAAAGAUGUCUGUGUUGGUGGCCCUUCCAGGUGGCAACACACGAGCAUUUUGUAAAGGUGCAUCUGAAAUAGUACUAAAAAUGUGUGACAAGAUUAUUGAUGGCAAUGGUGAACCAAUUGAUUUGACCGAAGAGAUAGCAGGCGCUGUUAUGGAUGUCAUCAAUGGAUUUGCCUGUGAAGCUUUGCGUACGCUUUCUUUGGCUUUCAAGGACAUCAGCAAUGGUUAUAUUGAAAACGGCAUUCCUGAUAGUGGCUAUACAUUAAUUGCAAUAGUUGGAAUUAAGGAUCCUGUUCGCCCAGGGGUUGAGGAUGCAGUAAAAACAUGCUUAAAAGCAGGAAUUAUGGUGCGAAUGGUUACUGGUGAUAAUAUCAACACUGCUAAAGCCAUAGCUAAAGAGUGUGGCAUACUUACUGAUGACGGGAUUGCUAUUGAGGGUCCAGAAUUCCGCCGCAAAUCUCCUGCUGAGAUGAGGCAAAUAAUUCCUAAUAUUCAGGUUAUGGCUCGAUCAUCUCCAACAGACAAACAUGUGCUAGUAAAGAAUUUGAGAGGCAUGUUUAGAGAGGUUGUGGCAGUUACUGGUGACGGGACUAAUGAUGCUCCUGCUCUGCAUGAGGCAGACAUUGGACUUGCUAUGGGUAUAGCUGGAACAGAGGUUGCAAAGGAAAGUGCUGAUGUGAUUGUGAUGGAUGACAAUUUUGCAACAAUUGUGAAUGUAGCUAAAUGGGGACGCGCUGUCUAUAUUAACAUUCAAAAAUUUGUGCAGUUUCAAUUAACUGUUAAUGUUGUUGCUCUAAUGAUCAACUUUCUUUCUGCUUGCGUCUCAGGGUCUGCUCCUCUUACUGCUGUGCAAUUGCUCUGGGUCAACCUGAUAAUGGAUACUUUAGGGGCACUGGCGCUGGCAACAGAACCACCCCAUGAAGGACUAAUGAACAGACCACCCGUGGGAAGGGAUGUCGGUUUCAUUACCAAGACCAUGUGGAGGAAUAUUGCUGGGCAGAGUAUUUAUCAGUUGGCUGUCCUGCUCUCAUUCAAUUUUGUGGGGAAGCAAAUCUUAGGACUCGAAGGUUCAGAUGCUACAAGAAUUCUUAAUACUUUUAUCUUCAACACCUUUGUGUUCUGCCAGGUCUUCAAUGAAAUAAACAGCCGAGAUAUGGAGAAGAUCAACGUUUUCCAAGGAAUGUUUGGUAGUUGGAUAUUUCUUGGUAUAAUUGUCGCCACGGUUGUAUUCCAAGUGAUUAUAGUUGAAUUCCUGGGCACCUUUGCAAGCACAAUUCCACUAAGCUGGCAGCUAUGGUUACUAAGCAUUUUAAUCGGGGCAGUGAGUUUGCCGAUUGCAGUUGUUCUAAAGUUCAUCCCUGUUGAAGGAGAAACUAAGCACCAUGAUGGCUAUGACCGAAUCCCAGGUGGUCCAGACCAGGCGUAGAGGAGAGAAGAAACCCCUGCUUUUGCAUCAGAGAGCCCGAUGGAGAAAAAAGAUGAUUCACUUGUUCCACAAUAACCACCACUGCAAUUUACUGGAUUACCAAGUUUUGCAAGUUUUAUUUUUCAAUAAAGAACAGUUCAUUGCAUAGGUUGAAGGUGGCGACUACAGGAACAGAAGAUGCAACAUUCUAACCUCCUUUCCCCACUUCGAGCUCUUAGAGAGCUGGUUUCUCGAAGGAAAUGGUAAACUUCACCCCUUUUCCCUUUUACAGAUCCAAUUGUUGUCAGCAGUUACAGCUAGAAAAAUUUUUAUUUACGACACUCAGUAUCACUUGAUAUUAAUCUUGAAUGUUAGCCACCUGAUCCUCCUAUAAGAUGGCACUCAGAGGAGAUCGAAAGAUAGAAACUAGGUGCAAAGAAGGGGCUGAAAUCGUUUUGCUUAUUACAUGGUUUUUGUGGGUGGUGUUUGGUGGGGGGGAGGGAUGGUGGAGGAUGUUCAAAUUUUUGCUCCUAUUUCAUGAAUGUGCAAAAGCUGGUUCCGCUAUUAAGCUAAAGGCCUUUACUUCCUUCAGCUAGAGAGGCCAAAAUGUUACUCCAUUAGCCAUCCUUCUCGAUCGGUUUUCGACCUUGUCUAUAUGGUUUUGGUAGCUUGGCUCUGAUUAAUCAUAGCAAAGCUGAGUUCCCAGUUGAGGGACGAUUAUACUAAUGUGUGAAAUUUUCCUCGUUUCUGCUGUAUUGCCAAAAGUUAAAAGUAGUGAAACCUUCAUUUUGUUGCUUGGAUUUCAGACUCUUUCAUGUUAAUGAUUCGAAAGUUUUAAACA
Molecule: messenger RNA, 4320 nt
Organism: Coffea eugenioides
Lineage: Eukaryota; Viridiplantae; Streptophyta; Magnoliopsida; Gentianales; Rubiaceae
Product: calcium-transporting ATPase 4, plasma membrane-type-like
Exons: 7
Coding region: 324-3500 (1058 amino acids)
Biological process (GO): calcium ion transmembrane transport
Cellular component (GO): membrane; intracellular membrane-bounded organelle
Molecular function (GO): calmodulin binding; ATP binding; ATP hydrolysis activity
Source: RefSeq, a predicted model, not a curated record